Prunus persica (peach) is the source of this 1199-nucleotide messenger RNA. RefSeq lists its product as uncharacterized. The transcript has 7 exons. NCBI's taxonomy places the organism in Eukaryota, Viridiplantae, Streptophyta, Magnoliopsida, Rosales, Rosaceae. The record is from RefSeq and is a predicted model, not a curated record. Bases 141 to 1082 code for a protein of 313 amino acids.
UCCUUGAAAAAACACAGCCAUGUCUUUUAACUAAAGAGCUGAAACCUCACUCAUCUCUUUCCCCAACUUCAAGCCAGUUGAACAGAGAAAUUCAGAGCACACCUAAACUGCGCUUGGUUCAGUUCAACUUGGGGAAAUAGAUGCUCCGGGCAGAUGUAUAUUGCUCUCCGCUUUACAGUCCUCCACAGGUCAAGUUAGUGAAGGUUGGUAGCAGCUCCAGCUCAUGGCUGAUCCAAUACCGCAGUGCUCGAAGGCUACCCAAGGGGGUUUCUGUCAAAGCCUUGAAAGAUGAGGCAGGCGGGGAAACAAGCGGUUUCCGUGGCCAGAGUUGGGAUCCUGGGUCAGAAAUCGAGGUUCCUUAUGAACAAAGGCCGGUGAAUGAGUACUCAUCUCUGAAGGACGGAGUUUUAUACUCGUGGGGUGAACUGGGACCUGGGCCUUUCCUCCUUCGUCUUGGAGGUUUGUGGUUGGUUACUUUCACAACUCUAGGAGUGCCUAUUGCAGCUGCAAGCUUUAAUCCAUCAAGGGAUCCUCUAAAAUUUGCGCUAGCUGCUGGAACUGGAACUCUUUUUGUUGUAUCGUUGAUCGUCUUAAGAAUUUAUCUGGGAUGGAGUUAUGUUGGUGAUCGACUACUAUCAGCAGUCAUACCUUACGAAGAGAGUGGCUGGUAUGAUGGACAAAUGUGGGUAAAGCCACCUGAGGUCUUGGCUCGUGAUAGACUAUUGGGCUCUUACAAGGUUAAACCCGUCAUCAAAUUGCUGAAACAGACUCUAGUUGGAACAGGGGCAUUACUUGUCACAGGAGCGUUGCUGUUUAUCUUUGCUACACCGGUGGAGGAUUUCAUUCACACCACAUUUGGCAUAAAAGAUAACUCAUCAAAUGUUUCCGCCUCAAAGAUCAGCACAAAGUUCAGCAUAAGAAAAGAGGAGUUGCUAAAAUUGCCUACGGACGUGAGGUCUGAUGAUGAUCUAGCAGCAGCCGCUGCUGAGGCUGCUGAUGGAAGACCAGUCUACUGCAGAGAUAGGUUUUAUCGUGCAUUAGCUGGUGGGCAGUACUGCAAAUGGGAGGAUCUACUUAAGUGAUGGGCAAAAGACAAAGGAAAAGAAUAAUUCAUAUGAAAUUCCAUAUCAUAAUAUACAAAAUUGUUUUACAAAACAAAGUAGUGGCCUGCAAGGCAAUGCAAUAUCCAUUAAGGAAAA